GUCAAUGCAGGGCGCAGACGCCGUUCACAGCUGCUCCGACACGCUCGACUUUGUGCCGCGCGCUCCCAAAAGUCUGUUUUUGUUUUUUUGUUUUUUUUGGUGGAGGGGGAGCGUUUGGAAUUUCCGUCGAGAACAGAAAAAAAAACCGUAAGCCUCCACGACCCUUAGCGGCACUCGGACCAUUUGGAUUUAAACUUUUCCAAGGACUUCGGCCGAAAGGUGUCUCGUCGUCACCGCUCCCACCCUCGCCGUCUCCAGAUCUCCUGCGGCGCAGCCCACCUCCGGCACUCCCCGCUCCGUAUCGGCCACAGCGCCAUGGUAACUCUCAGCAAGGCCUACUCCGCCAUGAGCAGCAGCCACUCGGACUCUCCCAGCAUGCGGCUGCCUCAGCGCUACAAGACGUUCGCUUCCAAGGCUCAGUACCAGAUGGUUCUGGCCACCUUGCGCAAGCUGCAGGAGAGCGGCUUCUACUGGGGCGCCAUCACAGGCAAGAACGCCAACAGCCUGCUGGGCGCCGAGAACACCGGCACCUUCCUGGUGCGCGACAGCUCCGACAACCGCCACCUGUUCACGCUCAGCGUCAAAACCGCGGCGGGCACGAAGAACCUGCGGGUCCAGUGCGACGCCGCCUCUUUCUACCUGCAGACGGACCCCAAGAACAUCCACGCCGUGCCCCACUUCGACUGCAUCCUCAAGCUGGUGCACUACUACAUGCCCCAGAGCCGAGGGAACGGACGCAACGUGGACUACAUGUACUCGGGCGGCGAGAAGGUCCCGCUGGAGUUGGUCAAACCGCUCGCCUGUUCCCCGUCCACCUUGCAGCACUUAUGCAGGAAGACGGUGAACGGACAUCUGGACAUUUCCUCCACUAGGGACCAGCUUCCCCAUCCUCUCAGGCAAUACAUGCAGGAUUACGACUCCCCCAUUUAAAAAGCGCAUUCCGAGGGCCGAGGACUGGGAGCCGGGAGUUGAAGUUCCCGGCGAGGACGACGCACCCGUUUCCCCUCCGCUAACGAUGCUGCUAAGUAACAACGUGCUGCGAGGCCUCGACCGACGCGCGCUCGCUCCGCGUCUGCGUCCACCCAGCAGCCACCGAAUGUUCCCUCCCCGAGUGCAUUCUGGGAGUUUUUGUUUUGUUUUUCUACGUUAGCAGUCGAAGCUUUGUUCAAGGGCUGAACUCUGGACUGAAUCCUCCGUGAUGGUCGAUUUUGUUGUUGUUUUGUUACCUUUUGGCACUGACAGGAACGCCACUCGCUCGCCAAUGAAUGUAUUUGAGCAAGACGACACAACCUUGUCUUAUUUCACUGUGUUCUUUGACACCUCCAUGUUUACAUUGAAGACAAAAUCUUUUAUAAAGAUGUACUAAAGAUGCUUGAAAGUUGACUGGUCGACACAACCAUUUGCACUUAUUUAUAUGUGGACGAACAUUUCAGUAAUUUAUAAUAAAGAAUUGUUAUUUUUCUA
Molecule: messenger RNA, 1464 nt
Organism: Syngnathoides biaculeatus (alligator pipefish)
Lineage: Eukaryota; Metazoa; Chordata; Actinopteri; Syngnathiformes; Syngnathidae
Product: suppressor of cytokine signaling 3-like
Exons: 2
Coding region: 316-930 (204 amino acids)
Biological process (GO): phosphatidylinositol phosphate biosynthetic process; intracellular signal transduction
Cellular component (GO): phosphatidylinositol 3-kinase complex
Molecular function (GO): 1-phosphatidylinositol-3-kinase regulator activity
Source: RefSeq, a predicted model, not a curated record